Enterobius vermicularis (human pinworm) is the source of this 2667-nucleotide messenger RNA. NCBI's taxonomy places the organism in Eukaryota, Metazoa, Nematoda, Chromadorea, Rhabditida, Oxyuridae. The record is from the annotation of a GenBank genome assembly.
AUGAAGAGUCGGUUUUCCACUAUAGAUAUAUUUGCGGUGGUUCAUGAGCUGAAACGGUUGGAAGGGUUGAGAGUGGUCAAUAUCUACGAUAUCGACUCAAGAACGUACUUGAUUAAGUUCCAGCAUCCUGGCGAAAAAUGUUUCAUACUUUUUGAGUCGGGGACGAAGAUUCACGUAACAAAACACGAAUGGGCAAAGGCACAGUUCCCGUCUUCGUUCAGUAUGAAGUUACGGAAGCAUAUAAAGCAGAAACGGCUUAGUAAUGUACAGCAGCUGGGUAUUGAUCGAGUAGUUGAUCUGCAGUUUGGAAGUGACGAAUUUGCAUGCCAUGUGGUAGUUUCCUUUAUAAAGUGCUUUGGUCAAGAUUCACCAAAGUUUGAGACUGGAGUUCGUCGUUUUUUCAGGUAUCCUUUGGAAAACGCUCGACAAAAUGUAUCGUAUCCUGAUUCAUCAGCUAUCGAGGAAGUUUUAAAAAGAGCUAAAAGUGGCGAACCACUGAAAAGAGUCCUUGCAAUGUCAACAAGUUUUGGUCCAUCUCUGUUGGAACAUUGUUUAAUAUCGUCAGGCUUUGAGAGGAACGCAAAGGCUUAUGAACCAUCGUCUCUCAGCCGAAUUAUGGUUGUGUACAAGCUAGCUUCUGAAAUAUUUGAAACAUUAAGGAAAAUUCCUUGCAAAGGUUACCUAAUAUUCGUAACAAAAACUCGACCAGACGGAUCAGUUUUUGAAAAUUAUGAGGAAUUUCACCCAUUUCCUUUUGUACAGUUUGCACCUUCAAAUGUGCGCGAAUUUGAUUCAUUUUCCGAGUGCCUUGAUGAGUUUUUUGGCAGUUUUGAAUCACAGAAGGCCGACCGAAAGGCGAUUCUUCUCGAACGUGAAGCUAUGAAGAAGCUGGAGAAUGUGAAGAAGGAUCAUGAAAGGAUUUGGGCUGCAUUUAAACUUUUUCAGGAACGCAUUCGCUCUCUUACUCAAUCUCGUACAGAAAAAGAAGAACUGGCAAAUUUGUUAGAGCUGAACUGUGAAGCAGUAGAUAGAGCUUUGCUGGUAAUCCGGUCAGCAAUUGCAAAUCAGAUGACUUGGGAAAUGAUAGACGAGAUGAGGAUAAAAGCGAGCGAAGCUGGUGAUACUGUUGCAAUGAUGAUAAGCAGCCUUGAUUUGAACUCUAAUGCAAUGACUCUUUCUCUAGGAGAUCCAUAUGACGCAGAAGCUCCGACUAAACAGGUAACGAUUGACAUUGGUCUCUCAGCGUAUCAGAAUGCUCGUAAAUUGCACAGUGAGAAAAAACUCGCCGCUGAUAAAGAACAAAAAACUCUUCAAUCUUCCGCAAAAGCUUUACAAUCUGCACAGUUAAAGACCAAGGAGUUCUUGAAAACGGUUCAAGUUAAAACUGAUAUUGCGAAGUCGCGGCAGUUAAUGUGGUUUGAGAAAUUUUAUUGGUUUAUCAGUUCUGAGGGGUAUUUGGUAAUCGGUGGACGUGAUGCUCAACAGAAUGAACUUCUCGUAAAAAGGUACUUACGUCCGGGUGAUAUUUAUGUUCAUGCUGAUGUGCGAGGAGGUUCCUCCAUUGUAAUUCGUAAUAAAACAAAAAAUUUUGAUAUACCCCCAAAAACAUUGAAUGAAGCAGGUGUUAUGGCUGUUUGUUAUUCUUCUGCUUGGGAAGCAAAGAUAUCUGCAUCUGCAUGGUGGGUCUACAACUAUCAGGUUUCUAGAACAGCACCAACGGGAGAGUACCUCCCGUCAGGAAGUUUUAUGAUUCGUGGCAAAAAAAAUUAUCUUCCGACCUGCCAACUACAAAUGGGUUUUGGUUUGUUGUUUAAGCUAGAUGAAUUUUCUUUCGAAAAACGUCAGACUGAUUUCGAAAAGAAAGGAGAGGAAGCAGUAACCGAAGUUGCUGAAGCAGAGAGAGAAGAUGCGGAUGUGGAAUUAUCUUUAGAACAAGGUAAUGAAGAAGAUGAAGAGGCCAAGGAUUCUGAUGAAUAUCCUGACGUAGAGAUUAACCUCGAUGAGAUCCUAAUCCGAAACGGAGUUGACGAGGACGGAGAUUACACAAUACUCCAAAUUGGUCCUAGCGCUCCAAAAAAUUUGGUUAAGAAUGAAGUUGAAGGGCAGUUUCAUAAUAAAGUGAACGGAACAAAAGAUAAUGAAGUAAAGAAAAAUCGCCCAAUGACAAAGCGUGAGAAGCAUAAGGCGGAAAAGAUAAAAAAGAAGUAUCGUGACCAGGACGAUGAAGAGCGUGAGCUUCGGCUCAUGUUGUUGGCUUCAAAACCAGCAGAAAAGAAUAAAAAAGAAGCGAAUCCCACGUCGCGUCCUGCGAAAUUCAUUGCCACGUCUAAUGUAAAGGAAGAAAAAUUGGACGAAAGAGAGUCCGCUGUAGAACCCGAUGUCAAAAAAAAGUUUAACAACAAGAAACCAGUACCAAAUAAGGUAGGAGUUAGUGAGGAAAAUGAGAGCGACAACGAGCUAUUUGUUGCGGAACAAGACGACACGAAGAUGCUGAAUUCCCUAACCUGGCGACCUCACCCAGAGGACGUUCUUUUAUAUGCCGUUCCGAUGGUGGCACCUUACAGUGUAAUGCAGAAAUUCAAAUUUAAAGUUAAGCUUACUCCUGGCAAUGGAAAGAAGGGGAAAGCUGCAAAGAGCGCCAUCGCAUUGUUCCAGGUGAAAAUUUAA